Daucus carota subsp. sativus is the source of this 1238-nucleotide messenger RNA. RefSeq names its product heptahelical transmembrane protein 1-like. NCBI's taxonomy places the organism in Eukaryota, Viridiplantae, Streptophyta, Magnoliopsida, Apiales, Apiaceae. Gene Ontology annotation, molecular function: signaling receptor activity. The transcript is spliced from 4 exons. Gene Ontology annotation, cellular component: membrane. Bases 153 to 1181 code for a protein of 342 amino acids. The record is from RefSeq and is a predicted model, not a curated record. Gene Ontology annotation, biological process: response to hormone.
GUAAUAAAAAGAUAUAAAGCUAAAUUAUUGGUAUGGUUGGUUUCAGAACCGCAUAAACAAUAUAUUACACAUAUCACUAUCCUCUGCCUAUUUAUCAUUUCAAGUUAUGUUUACAUCAACUUGAUCCUCAAAUUAACACAGUGCUUCUAGUUAUGAGUUCUAGCGACGCGAUUUCGUGGCAUAAGAAAACAACUUCUUCAGAUCAUGAUCAGCUGGAUGAUCAAAGACUGCAAUUGAUCACUGCAAACAUGAACAGGAAGAUCAAGAAGAUGAAGAUUGAGAGCCGAAACGAUGCUGAUUCGAAACCAUACAAACUCGUGAGGUUUCAUGAGCUGCCGGAUUACAUGAAGGACAAUGAGUAUAUACUGAAUUAUUAUAGAGCUAAUUGGCCUCUUAAACAAGCUCUGUUCAGCAUUUUCCGGUGGCAUAACGAGACACUUAACAUCUGGACGCAUUUGAUUGGAUUUGUUCUGUUUCUGGGAUUGACAUUUACAAAGUUGAUGAAUCUGUCUUCGGUGUUCGAUUUGAUCCACAUAUUUUCGAGGUCUCCUUCAUCAAGAUCAGAUGACACAUACAAACUAUGGCCAUUUCUGGUAUUCCUAUCAGGCUCCAUGUUCUGCCUCCUGUCCAGCAGCAUCUGCCACCUCUUCUGCUGCCACUCCCGCCCUUUAAACACCCUAUUGCUCCGGAUUGACUACAUAGGAAUCGUCGUCAUGAUCAUCACCUCUUUCUUCCCUCCAAUCUACUACAUCUUCCAAUGCUCUCCACACUACCAGCUCAUAUACCUUAGCACCAUCACAAUCAUUGGCAUUUUCACUGUUGUGACAGUGCUCUCUCCAGCUAUGUCAACGAACAAAUACCGUCCAUUUAGAGCCUUGCUCUUCGGGGCAAUGGGGGGAUUUGGCUUGGUCCCUGCAGUUCAUGCUGUGGUUGUGUUUUGGAAUGAGCCAUUUAGAAAUGAGACAUUAGCAUAUGAAAUGGCUAUGGGAUUUUCAUAUGUAAUUGGGACUGUGGUUUAUGUCACUCGGGUUCCGGAGAGGUGGAGGCCUGGGUGGUUUGAUCUGGCUGGACAGAGUCAUCAGAUAUUUCAUAUUUUGGUGAUCAUAGCUGCAUUGGCACAUUAUGCUGCAGCACUUGUAUUCCUGGAUUAUCGAAGCAGUGUAGGAUGUGGAAAUGGUUGAUGUUACAACUUCAUUAAAUUUUACAAAUAAGUGCAAGCAAAUAUUGGCUCCUAAUAA